Messenger RNA from Dermacentor andersoni, 1078 nucleotides. Lineage: Eukaryota; Metazoa; Arthropoda; Arachnida; Ixodida; Ixodidae. The record is from RefSeq and is a predicted model, not a curated record.
GGCACACGAGCGAGAAGAUUGGGUCCCGGGCGCGGUGGGAGCCGGGGCUUCCUGGCCCACGCUCGCUUCGGGCUCCCACUUGGACCGAGGCCCAUGAGGUCCUUCCUUUGUUCAGGAACUGCCAAACGUGAACACGGGCCGGCAAAGCGUCUCCAGCACCGUGGCCAAGCUCCGGCAUCGAGCUCGAGAUUGCACCGGCGCCGCUCGACGCUGCCUGGACGACACUAGAUCAGCGUCGACUAUCUGCAUCUACUGCUGCAAGACCCACACAGGCCUUCGUCCUCCUGGUCGUAUGAUCAGGAAGAGAUCUGGCCUGGCCCGUAUUAUCCACGUGCAUCCUCUACGGACUUUCUUUUUGGUCCGGGAAUUAGUUAUCUACAUCAUGGUGGGCACGUUACCACGUCGACAACAAGAUGCGAUCAGCAGGACUCUUCUGACGGCAGUCCAGGAUUUCAGCCCGAUACUCAAAAGGAGUCUGCAUGUGUUGAGGAAUGUGCGGCUUGGUGCAAUGACCGCCUGCACCUUGGUCAUCGCCAAAGAGCUGCUUGUCGCCGCCUUGACACCAUGUGCCAGAUUGUGCGACUUGGUGCAUGGACAACUUGCACCAUUGUCCUUGCCAUCGCUCUGGUUGUCGCUGCCUGAACUCCCCCAAGUCCUUGUGGACAAGACUACCACCGAAGCCAUUACCAUGACCGCGGUAGUGACGCAAGGAUCGACAACAACCACCAUCCUGAAGACAGCUCCACUGAGAGUGCUCUGUUUCCUGGCAAGCACUGACGACAGCCUUGGCGCGCUUUCUGGCGGUGUGUGCUCAAAAAUGGUGGGAGCAAUUCACGUGGGCUACAAAGUGUUGAACGGAACAGGUCUGCACUGGCCCGCAUUACCGACGUGCAUUCUCUCAGGACUUAUCUUUCGGUCCAUGAAUUAGUUAUCUCCGCCAAAGUUGCCGCGGCCACGGUAGUGCCCACGGCCGCGGCCACUGGAGUGCCCACGGGAACAGGUCUGCACUGGCCCGCAUUACCGACGUGCAUUCUCUCAGGACUUAUCUUUUCGUCCGUGAAUUAGUUAUCUCCGCCAA